Dentiscutata erythropus is the source of this 333-nucleotide messenger RNA. Lineage: Eukaryota; Fungi; Glomeromycota; Glomeromycetes; Diversisporales; Gigasporaceae. The record is from the annotation of a GenBank genome assembly.
AUGUUUAACGACAAUACAGCCUUAUUUUAUUUUCUUAUUUUACAAAGUAGGAUCAACGCGAUUACCGAUCGAGAGGAUCAAGUCUCAAAUUCUGGUGCUAACUUCACAUGGAAACCACUCUCGGUUAAGUUGCGGCCCUCAACUUUGUUAUUAAAGUCUGCUGGUCCUGAAAAAAGAGCCGGCUAUGUGUCUUUUAUGUUGAAUAAAGAAGUGAUGCAAUUUUGCUUUUUUAUUUUACAAAGCGCUUCAACUUUGUUAUUAAAGUCUGCUUGUUCGGAAACAAAGAGCUGGCUAUGUAUCUUUUAUAUACUUGUUGCAAAACUAUUGGGAUAA